This is a messenger RNA of Lolium perenne, 555 nucleotides long. RefSeq lists its product as uncharacterized. The record is from RefSeq and is a predicted model, not a curated record. Gene Ontology annotation, cellular component: nucleus; tRNA (m1A) methyltransferase complex. NCBI's taxonomy places the organism in Eukaryota, Viridiplantae, Streptophyta, Magnoliopsida, Poales, Poaceae. Gene Ontology annotation, biological process: tRNA methylation.
UAUCUAAUAUUUUUGCUCCUUUUAUACUGCAGCAUUUGUGAGACAUAUUUCAAGAAGUACCCUGCUCGGAUAGGGUUUAUGCGAGUUGAUACACUCUCUCUUAUGUUGUCGAUGGCCAAUGUUGGUGCAUAUUCAGAUGUGCUUGUGGUUGACAUGGUUGGAGGUUUAGUUGCUGGAGCUGUAGCCGAACGCUUAGGAGCUACAGGAUAUGUUUGUAGCACAUAUCUUGGAUCAGCGUCCAGCUCCAUAGACAUUAUAAGAAUGUAUAAUUUGAGUGGCGACAUGACCAGCAGGAUUUUCCAGGCACGACUUGGCGACAUCUGCUCCUUGCAAAAUUCUGGCGAUGCCCCUUCUGCUAUCCUUGAUAGUAUUCAAGACACCAGAGGUAGUGGCAAUGCGGUGGUUCCAGUGACCCUGCUCCACCACUGCACGGACAGCAAGACUGUGUGCAUGUCCCAACCACUGCCAGAACUGUGGGCAUCAACUCCAGCAUUGAAUGCCCAUCAAUCCAUCUGGCCAACCAGACAUUGGUGGAUGAUUAGCACCUUUGAGUAA